AUGAGUCCGGGAAAUCAACAGGUUGAUGCCAUCACUAAUGACGGCUUUUCAUCAGAAAUCGACUUCAGUGAUUUUGAAUUUGACCAGCCUACUAAUUUCAAAGACUCCUCCCAUACACAAACAUCUACUUCAUAUAACAGCAAUGAUUUUGAAAAAGACUUGGACCGCGAGCUGAAUUCAUCUAAGCAACAGCAACAGCAACAAGAAACCCAAGAAACCCAAGAAACCCAAGAAACCCAAGAAACUCAAGAAACUCAAGAAGAACAAACAUCUAAACCUACUACGGAGCCAGCGUGUUAUCCUCCUCAGCUUAUUAUCCGGAUUCUUUCGUCUAUGGCAUUUCGAAAUAGUGAUACAAGAAUUUCUGCCGAAGCGCUGGACGCUGUUGCAGAGUACUUAAGAAUUUUUACCCGUGAAGCUAUCUGGCGAUCCGAAAACGAACGGCGGUUGGAGAUUACAAACGCUGAAGGACCGAGGCUUGGUGAAAAUGAAACUGAUGAAAAUGAUAACAGGAUGCUGCAGGUCCGGCACUUGACAAAGAUAUCUUCGGACCUAAUACUAGACUUUUAA
This is a messenger RNA of Magnusiomyces paraingens, 570 nucleotides long. RefSeq lists its product as uncharacterized. Gene Ontology annotation, biological process: kinetochore assembly; resolution of meiotic recombination intermediates; DNA repair. The transcript has a single exon. The coding region runs from base 1 to 570 and encodes 189 amino acids. Gene Ontology annotation, molecular function: protein heterodimerization activity. Gene Ontology annotation, cellular component: FANCM-MHF complex; Fanconi anaemia nuclear complex. Lineage: Eukaryota; Fungi; Ascomycota; Dipodascomycetes; Dipodascales; Dipodascaceae. The record is from RefSeq and is a predicted model, not a curated record.